Molecule: messenger RNA, 4352 nt
Organism: Xenopus tropicalis (tropical clawed frog)
Lineage: Eukaryota; Metazoa; Chordata; Amphibia; Anura; Pipidae
Gene: styxl2
Product: serine/threonine/tyrosine interacting like 2
Exons: 6
Coding region: 243-3596 (1117 amino acids)
Molecular function (GO): protein tyrosine/serine/threonine phosphatase activity
Source: RefSeq, a predicted model, not a curated record
GGCUACCCCGUUUGUAGUUCAGCAACAGGUGAAGGGGGCUUCUGGCCAAGUGGAUCAUUCCCAGCCCUGACAUUCCUUUCUGGGACACAUUAUCAGCCGCCGCUGGGGGUGAGACUGCUGCUAAAUUUAGGAAGGGGAUUUGGUGAGACCUCCCCUCCCAGUGUGAGUGUGUGAGACAGCACCGAGACGCUCUCCAUUCCCUUCCCAGCUGCAACGCUCGCAUCCAUCGAAAGCAGAUCACCAUGGCAACCGGUCAAGAUCAGGAGGGCGAACAAGUGGUUCCUGAUGAAGGUGCAGACGAAGACGUCAGAGCGGUGCAGGCUCACUACCUACGCAGCCCGUCUCCCAGCAGCUUCUCCAUGCUGUCCGACGCCUACACCGAGAGCAUCUUCCUGGAACCCAUCCAUCUUUCAUCCUCUGUGGCCGCUAAGCAGAUCAUAAAUGAAGAGCUGAAGCACAAAGAGGUGAAGGUUGACACCACAAGCCCCGGGAUGUUGGAGUCGGCAGAGCAGCUGAUGGUGGAGGAUCUUUACAACCGAGUGAAGGAGAAGAUAGAUGAUAGAAGCCUCUUCAACACUCCCUGUGUCUUGGACUUGCAGAGGGAGCUGAUAAAGGACCGCCUGGAAUCCCCUUUGAACUCUGUGGAUGAGGUCUGGCCCAAUGUCUUCAUUGCCGAAAAGAGUGUGGCCGUCAACAAAGGGCGUCUGAAGAGAAUGGGCAUUACCCACAUAUUAAAUGCGGGCCAUAACACCACCGUGUUCACUGGGCCUGACUUCUACUCUGGGAUGAACAUUCAGUACAUGGGAGUGGAAGUCGAUGAUUUCCCAGACUCCGACAUCUCAAAGUUCUUGCGACCUGGCGCCGAGUUCUUGGAUGAAGCUCUUCUCACAUACAGAGGUAAAGUUCUAGUGAACAGUGAAAUGGGAAUCAGCAGAUCCGCAGUCCUGGUCGCCGCUUAUUUAAUGAUCUUCCACCACAUGACCAUCCAGGAAGCCCUGAUGACGAUGCGCAAAAAAAGAGCUAUUUACCCCAAUGACGGGUUUAUAAUGCAGCUGCGGGAACUUAAUGAGAAGUUACUGGAGGAGCGGGAGUAUUCAGACCAAGACGACGACGCCAAUAGCCAAGGCUCUGUCAUUGAGGCUAAAGCUUCCUCCAUAAGAGUAGAAGAAGAGGAUGUUGGGAGCAUCAUGGGAGCCAAAGUUCAUUCUAUAACUGUUGAGGAAGAAGAUACCACCAGUGUUAUGGGUAGUGUAAUGAGCAUGAUGGGAAAGGCAAGUGUGGUCUCCAAGCAGCCAACACUUAUUGACGAAGAUGAAGAGGAAAGGAUAUACGAGGAAUGGAGAAGAAAGCAAGGUCUUCCACCAAAGGAUAUACCAAAAAAGCCAGAGAAUCCGGACCUGAAACCUCCAGAGGAAGGUGAUUGUGGGGAUUAUGUGAAGCAGAUGAUACACGAGUGGCAGAAUCAAAACGAGAAAUACCAGUCGCUCAAACUUGAUGAUGAUGAUGAUGAUGGAAGUUCUUUGAUGGGAGGGUACGCCCCAAGCGAAUUUAGUGACGUUUCAAGUGUGACUUCCCAGCAGAUACAGGCCCUAAAGAGACAGCUCGAAGCCAGUGGAAUAAACAGGACGAGCAGAGGACGUAGCGACUCCGUAUCAACUGACAGCACGUGGGACAUGUGGAACGAGAGGUUACAGGAAAUUGAAAAGGAGGCCAAAGCCAUGGCUGAUAAAGGCACUAAGCAAAAACAGAGAGAGGUGGACGAGGAAAGUGUUUUCUCAGACACCAGCUCUUUAUUUAAUUUUUGCAAAAAGAACAAAGAUAAGUUGACUCCAUUGCAAAGGUGGAAAAUCAAAAGAAUCCAGUUUGGGUACCACAAAAAAGAUUCCGAGGCAGCCGACGCUCAGAGUAAGCAGGAAGGUUCCGGGCAAAAACAGGACGACGAGACGAGUCAGUCAGACGUUAGUGUAACUGCCUACCAGGAAUGGAAGAUGAAGCAUCAACAGAAGCUGGGCAGCGAGAACAAGGAUGAAAUUGUGGAAAUUGCAAAAGGUGAAGACACAGCAACGGUUAAAAGGAGGCAAAGGAGGGCUGAGAUCAUUGAACGUUCCAAGCAAAAUCUGGAAGAAAGCCAGUCAAUAUGUGGCUGGGACACUGCCAGCUCAAUCAGUGGGAGCAUCCCCUUAACCGCAUUCUUCCCCACCGCGCCAUCUACAAGUGGCGUUAAUGACGCAGCCUCGGUGUUGAGCAUGCAAAGCAACAAGUCUGGAUUGUCCCAAGCCAAAAGUUUAGCCAGUCAACCCUCGAUGGUGCCUCCCAAUAUGCCGCCGGGAGCAGCAGAUGCCAUUUCCAUGGCCAGUAUUCAGAACUGGAUAGCGAAUGUCGUGACUGAAACCAUCGCCCAAAAACAAAAUGAAAUCAUGAUGAUGUCUCGGGCAUCUUCUGCUUUAAGCGUGGCCUCGGGGGAUGUCGGCAGGAGAAUGGACGAUAACAAGGCCUCUUUAUUUGGAGCUGCGGCAGGUUCCUGUCUGUCUAACUCCCAGCACCGGGACAUGAGAAGCACCGACUCUGUCCUGUCCUACAACACUUCCAUGAGCGCUAGUACAGAUAUAUCUACUUCCAAGAGAAAGAUUACUCAAACGAGUAAACCGUUCUACGGACUGUUCCUUGACGAUGUUGAUUUGAAAAAGUUAAAUCAAAAAGAAAAUGAAAUAAGGGAGGAGAUAAGUGGGAAAAUGUCCAAAUAUCAAAAGGAAAGAAUUGUCAGUAACAACAAGCGCAGUACCGCAUAUAAGAAGAAAAAGGCAAAGGAUACAGAAGAAGAUGACGAGACGGAAAGUUUUCUAAGUGCUAAGCUGCCCAGUUAUAAACCUUCCUCAAGCCGAGACUACAGCAAGCCCAACCCAAGUCCCUACGACGGUUAUUGUGGAAAAGCUACUGCAGCUUCCUCAGAGUUGGAAAAGAACGUCAGCAAAUGGCUCAGUGGCGUCAAAUCAGAAGGACGGACAGUAGUACAGAAUGAGAGUCGGUCUGAAAGGUAUUCCUCGAGGUCAGAAUACCAAAGAGACAGAGAGUCUGAAAUGAAUGGCUACGAAUAUUCCAGGAAGCUAACAGCGGACGAUGAGAACACGAGAUCUUACGUGGAAAGUACCAGGGAGUCACGGGGAUAUUCCAACGUCUCGGAGGAAGAGGAGGAAGAGGUGAGGCACAGUUAUAGAACAUCUAAAUUAAAUCAAAAUUAUAGAGAAGACAGUCCAGACAUACAUUUGGGAGAGACAUCAUAUGACGGGAGCAAUAACGACUUGGCAAACUCGAGACGACCACGAACGUAUCAGCGGGAAGAUGACUCGGAUAACUCGGACACAUCAGAUCUUGGCACAAAAAGAAAAUACACCCAGAGCUUGGAGAGGCACGACGAGGGGGGGAAUGAAGGCGGAAGCAGUCUAACGGAAAGCAGAUAUUCAGCGGGGCGGCAGUCUCAGCUUAGGAAACGCAGAGAGGAGGCCGAAGGGGCGGAUGAUGAUGAUAUCAUUGCAGCGUGGCGGAACCGGCAGGAAGAAACCAAGUCGAGACUGCGCCGAUAUAAAGAAGAGAAUUAGCCGCACCCAACGAGCAAACCUCAAACCAUUCAUUUUAAUGAGACUUUGUCGUUAUUUGUAGGUAAAUUCCAGCCCCUCUCCAUCAGUCACACAGGGUCCCACUGGCAGGUAAAAAAGUGCACGGAAAAAUGUCACUUUACUGCGUUGUAGGAAGUAAUACAGCUGCUCUUCAUCUUUUUGUGGUUUUUGAAUGAUUUAAAUUGAAUUAACAACCAGACAGCGGCUUGGGCGCCAGAAGGAAAGAGGGCAGAAUAGGAGAAUAAAUGAUGUUUAAAUAACCUCCAAAGACUUAACUUACCAUUAAAACCCUUUUCUAGUUACUACGGUGAAAACCUAGAAACACAUAGCAGCCUAAAUGCAAUGCUGAAGAAUUACAGGUUAAUAUAAAAGCGAGCAAAAUAGAAAAUCAAAAGCUGUGAAUGCGUUUAUAUUGCAAUUGUCUAAAGAACAAUGAAUGCAAAUAUAUAUAUCUAUCUAUAUAGGCAGCAACAAGGGCCCCUCUACCCUCCCCCAUUACCAAUAUAUAUAAGACAUUAACCCAUUCUGUGCCUUAAGCUGCCAAGCAUUGCCCUCCCCUCACACAGUUGUGGGACAGUUAUACCACAAAUAUACUUUACGUUCUAUAGGAACCAUUGUUUGUGGAAAUGUAACUUUGAUUCCCAAAUGUAUUUUUUUAAUGGUGAAAAUAUCCUUACAGAGCGUUACGUUUGGCUGCGACAGUUCUGCUAUGAAAAUAAAUAUUUUGCCAAAAAGAAA